UGCGUAAAUUGAAAGUGAAAGUAAAAAUAACAGUUUCGUUUCAUGUUUUAAGUCCGUUGAUUGUUACAAACAUAACAAGAGUUACACCUUAAAAAAGAAAGAAUGCUACAGACCUUUCCUAUGUUGAUACCAGUCGGUUUCUGCUAUUUGUUGUUAUCUGAUGCGCGAGGCUAAAUCUGCCGUUGUCUCUAUAGAAACAACCUAACAGAUUUUAUUUCAUACCGUGGAUGGGAUUAUCUUGGAUCAAAAUGGCUUUCUAUAGUGUUCGCCAUCGGUUUUUUUCUUUUCAUACACCUUAUGUGAGAGGUCUUACCAACGACAGCCUAUCCUGCUGCAUUAAUGCUUUGCUUCAAUCUUUCAAUGUCACCACAGAACUGACGGAAUUACUGAACAAAUGGGAUCCAUCAGAUAAAGCUGAGCUCAAUAAUGUACCCGGGCAGUUGAAGAAAGCUUUGAAUGACAUGAAAAUUUCAUCAAAUCCAUCUCCACACAUGCAUUUUCUGAACUGUCUUCAUCAUCACUCCAUACGCCGAUUUGAUGUACAUGAUGCAGAUGAAAUAUUUCACACUAUUCUCAAUCUUACCCAGAAACAGAUGGCGGACAAAGACAUGGCUCAGGAAAUCCGGAAGCUUUUUGAGAUAAAGGUGGAGACCCAGGUGAUGUGUACAGCAUGCACAUACAUUCAAAAAGUGCCCAACUCUUUGUUUAGCCUCCCCUUGGCGAUCCGAGAAGAGGAAAACGACCUGAAGAGCUGCAUCAAGUCUUUUAGCCAGGAGCAAACCCUGAAGGACGAUGAUGAAUGUUACUGUGACAGGUGCUCAGAGAAACAGCCCUCCACUCAUCAACUAAGACUUGUCUCGCUGCCUGGAGUGCUGUGUGUCCAUCUCAAAAGAUUUAGAAAUGAUUGUAGAUUCACCAGAAAACUCGAGAACAAAGUGACAUUCCCUGACACACUUCAGAAAGACAGUUUUGAUGCAGGACUUUUGGAAAAUGCUGAGUAUUACAGUCUCUACGCAGUAAUAGUGCAUAUAGGAACUGCAUUAUUUGGUCAUUAUACUGCUUACAUCCGGUCAGAUCAGGACUGGUACUAUGCUGAUGACAGCUAUGUUAAAAAAGUCUCCUGGUCAGAUGUCCAGGGCACAUAUAAAGGAUACAAGACGGCCUACUUGCUUUUGUACAGAAAAAUGAGCCGGAGUGCAUCAGAGGAACUCUGCAGCCAAUAAGGACUUUUAUUCAUACAUCUCUAAAGACAUAUGAAAGAUAUAAUUAAACAUAUAAAAUAUUUAAAUAAUAGGACCAAAAUCUAUUUAUAGUUAUAUUUUCCGUAUAGAAUGUGGUGUUAAUAAGAAAAUAAUAUAUGUAUUUGGUUUAUGGGUUAUAUGUAUAUUAUAAUUUAAUAAUUGUUGAAUAAUAUUACAGCAUUGUAUACUUUUACAAUAUAUUUUAAUAUAAAGAAUGCAAUGUUUGGAAAAGAUUUUGCUUUAUUACUGUAUACUGUAUUCAUGCAUUACUUUAAAUCUUCUCUCAACAGUAAAUAUAUUUUCUAUCAAUCAUGAA
Molecule: messenger RNA, 1557 nt
Organism: Misgurnus anguillicaudatus (oriental weatherfish)
Lineage: Eukaryota; Metazoa; Chordata; Actinopteri; Cypriniformes; Cobitidae
Source: RefSeq, a predicted model, not a curated record